Messenger RNA from Orcinus orca (killer whale), 7991 nucleotides. RefSeq names its product tubulin gamma complex associated protein 6 (gene TUBGCP6). The record is from RefSeq and is a predicted model, not a curated record. Gene Ontology annotation, molecular function: gamma-tubulin binding; microtubule minus-end binding. Lineage: Eukaryota; Metazoa; Chordata; Mammalia; Artiodactyla; Delphinidae. The coding region runs from base 245 to 5368 and encodes 1707 amino acids. The transcript is spliced from 25 exons. Gene Ontology annotation, cellular component: centrosome; equatorial microtubule organizing center; gamma-tubulin complex. Gene Ontology annotation, biological process: cytoplasmic microtubule organization; mitotic cell cycle; spindle assembly.
CGCCUCCCAGGUGACGCAGUUCCGGUGCGCUUGCUCCGGCUGUCUGGCUGGCCGCGCGGCGGUGACGCGGUGGCGGGAGCUGGGGCUGCGCGCUGUCUCCGGGGUGAGGGGAUCCGGCAGGCGAGCGGGCGCGCGGGUCUGGCCCACGCUCCGUCCUCGGCGGUGCCUCUGCCGGCCGUCCCCUCUCCGGGGCCCCGAGAAGGCGAGUCAGGCCGCGCUCGAGGACCCGGCGUGAGGAGGGGGCAUGGCCAGCGUCCCCCAGCUGGUGGACGACCUGUGCGAGGCCCUCCUGCCGGCCGCGAAGGCUCACUCUGGCCAGCGCCGCGGGAGCCGCAAGAAGGCCAAGCAGAGCCUCAAGAGGGUGGCCUACAACGUUCUGUUCACGAGCCUCUUUCAAGAUGAGACCCGCAAGCUGCAGCCCGGCCUCCCGAGACUCCCGGUGAAAAACAGGAUCCUCAUGCUGUCCUUCGACUUGCGAGUGAGCGGCCUGGGCGCCGAGGCCGACCGCCUGGAGGAGUUGGUGGAGGAGCUGGAGGCCGCGCAUCGCCGGCCGCUGGCGGAGCUGGGAUCCGUGCUGGACCUGCUGGUGCGGCUGGCGGGCAGCGGGCCCCCGCGAAUGCUGCGGCGCCGGCGGGACUUCUUCCUGCACAGCCGGCCCGUCGGGAGAGACGUUCCCUACGGCGGCUACGACUGCGCCGAUCUGAGCGGGUUGGAGGCGGACGUGCGGUCACUCAUCUCCGGAGAGGAGUAUCUGUGUCGGGACCUGGUCCGGAAGACGCUGCAGGUGAUGGAGGCGGCGCCGGGCACCGGCCUGCCCGCCGUCGGGCUCUUCUCGUAUGGCGACCCCUGCGGGGACAGGUUUGAGAGGGACACCCGCGUCUCGCUCUUUGGAGCCCUGGUGCACAGCCGCACGGCCGACCUGGACGUCCGCCUGGACCUGCCCCCGGUGCCGGACAGCGCAGACCUCUCCGGACUGGCCAUCAAGGUCUCUUCGAGUGUGGAUCAGUCGGAAGAUGAAGGGUUUCAAUCGGCAUCCAAUCUGACUCCUGACUCCCAGUCUGAGCCGGGCAUGACUCCAGACACCGACCUGUGGGACGCCGUGCUCACCUACGAGGCCAGCAAGCGGAGGUGCUGGGAGCAAGUUGGAUGCCCGCCUGGCCACCGAGAGGAGCCCUACCUCACCGAGGCCGGAAGGGCCGCCUUCGACAGGUCCUGCCGGCUCUGCCAAGCAGGGCUGCAGGUGCUGGGCGGGGGCCUCCUGCAGGCCCCGCAGCCCGUCCUGGUGAAGGAGUGCGAGCUGGUGAAGGACGCGCUCAACAUCCUGAUUGGGGUCGUGUCCGCCACGUUUUCCCUCUGCCAGCCAGCGCAGGCCUUCACGGUGAAGCAGGGUGUCCACGUCUCAGGAGCAUCCCCCGAGAGCAUCAGCAGCCUCCUCUCGGAGGUGGCUGAGUGCGGGACGCACUACGCGCGCCUGAGCCACUUCUCUCUGCAGCCUGUGCUGGACUCCUCGUGCAGCGAGGGCCUUGUGUUCCAGGCCUUCACCAGCGGCCUGAGGAGGUACCUGCAGUACUACCGGGCCUGCGUGCUCUCCACCCCGCCCACCCUGAGCCUCCUCACCAUUGCCUUUCUCUUCAAGAAACUGGGCCGGCAGCUCAGGUACCUGGCUGAGCUCUGCGGUGUCGGCACUGGACUCCUGGGUGCUGGGGGCGGAGCGCCCGGGGCUGCGUUCCCCACUGGGGUGAAGCUGCUCUCCUACCUCUACCAGGAGGCCCUGGAUAACUGCAGCAACGAGCACUACCCGGUCCUGCUGUCUCUGCUGAAGACCAGCUGCGAGCCCUACACGCGGUUCAUCCACGACUGGGUGUACAGUGGGGUCUUCAGAGACGUUUACGGCGAGUUCAUGAUCCAGGUGAACCACGAGUACUUGGGCUUCAGAGAUAAGUUUUACUGGACCCACGGCUACGUGCUUAUUUCCAAAGAGGUGGAGGACUGCGUCCCCGUGUUCCUGAGGCACGUCGCCCACGACGUGUAUGUCUGCGGGAAGACCAUCAACCUGCUGAAGCUCUGCUGCCCCCGGCAUUACCUCUGCUGCUCCGAUGUCCCGGUCCCUCGCGUCUCGGUGAUAUUCUCCCUCGAGGAGCUGAAGGACAUCGAGAAGGACUGUGCCAUCUACGUGGGCCGGAUGGAGAGGGUGGCGCGCCACAGCUCCAUCAGCAAGGAGGAGAAGGAAUUACGAAUGGAAAUUGCAAAACAAGAAUUAAUCGUCCAGGCCCGGGAAGCGGCGUCCAGGGUCCUGAGCGCGCUCAGCGAUCGGCAGCUGUCUGAGCGGAUGGCCUUGGAUGCCCAGAAGCGAGAGCAGUUUCAGAGGCUGAAGGAGCAGUUUGUGAAGGACCAGGAGCGCCGCCGGGCGGCCAGGCAGGAGGAGCUGGAUGAUGACUUCAGCUACGCCCGUGAGCUCCGGGACCGGCAGAGGAGGCUGAAGGCCCUGGAGGAGCAGCUGGAGAGGAAGGCCAGGCAGGCCCUGGUGGAUCAUUACAGCAAGUUGUCUGCAGAGGCAGCUCGUCGGGAGCAGAAGGCGCUGUGGAAGGUCCAGAGGCACAGAUUGGCCGGCGCUCGGCUUCGUUUUCUCUUAGAAGAUCAGAAACGCGUUCAGGAGCUGCUGGAAGACAUGGCGGAGGGGAAGCCCCUGGAGCCGUUGGCCAUCCUCCCGGGUGCCCGCUUCCAGGCUUCCUUUCUGGGCCCUGAGCACCCCGACGGAGGCGGCAGCUGUGAUCCUGGGCAUGAGGGGCGGCAUGAGGCUGCCUGGGACAGCCCCGACAGGCAGAGCGUGCUGACGCCGCAGCCCCUCGAGCCUCCAGCAGCUGGGGCCUGCGGCUCAGGGCCAGGAGCAGGCCCGCUGUCAGAGCAGGCGGAGGGGCCGGGGCCGUUCUCUGUGGGCCUCAGCAUCCGAGACUUCCUGCCCACGGCCCAGGGGGCUGAGCAGCCUGUGCUCACCAGCGCGGCCCCCGUCCUGGACGAGGCGCUGCAGACCAUUGGCUCGGACCUGCCUCCCCUGGCUCCGUCCGCAGCAGCGGACACAGGGCCCUCCGGGCCACAGGAGUACGAUUUCAGAACCAUCCUGAGGCCGUCUGUGGCCGCCCCAGCUUCCCCAGGGGCCCUGCAGACUGCAGGAGGCAGCUUGGGCAGUGAGGGGCAGCGGCUGCGGGAGGACACUCACGUGCAGCUGGACACAUGUGUCCCAGAUGGGCGGGUGGCUCUGCCUUACGCGCACCCCCCCCAGCACCCCUCCUGCCAGGAGGAGAGCAGCCAGGACCCGGGGCAGCUCUGCGGGCAAGUGGCAGAGCCUGGUGUUCCCACAGAGGGUUAUGCUUCUGGAAUGGCUCCCGCCCGGCCACGGUGGAACGUCCACGGACACGUGUCUGAUGCCAACAUCAGGGUGGGGGAGAACGUGUGGGAUGUGGCCCCCUCCCGGCCACGGUGGAACGUCCACGGACACGUGUCUGAUGCCAGCAUCAGGGUGGGGGAGAACGUGUGGGAUGUGGCCCCCUCCCGGCCACGGUGGAACGUCCACGGACACGUGUCUCAGUCCAGUGUGAUGCUGGGGUUGCUCUCAGGGGAAGCUGAGCCCAACGUGCCCGGGCCCCCCUGGGCGCCCCCUGACCAUGGGUCCCGGUCAGGCCUCAGCUUGGGAGCCCAGAGCCCUGCCCGGGAAGACGAGCCACGGCUGCCUGCAGAGACGGCCUCAGGCGGCUCUGGCCGUGGGGAGGAGACUGGCCUGCAGGACUUGCUGUCUGCGGAGGCUGCGCCCACUGCGCUGGAAGACAGUAUCCCUGAGGAGCCAGGCCCGGGGGCGAGUGGGGACUCCCAGGACCUCUCUCCAAGUGGCCCUCCGAGCUCACAGGUCAGGGCAGACGGGGUCAGGGGCUGGGGACCAGGAGUCGGGGCAGCGUGUGCUGCUGGUGGGCCCCCUGCCCCCGCCUGGCCUGUCGUGGGCAGUGAGGGCUCCGCCCUGGGACUGGGCAGCACGCGGGGGAUGCCCCCCGCCCAGUCCGUCCUCUCCCAUUCGAGGGGAACAGGCGGGCUCCUUGAGGCUGGGUUGUCUCAGGAGGGCGUAGACACCCGGAGCAGCCCAGGCCCUGGCGAGGAGGCGGCCCAGCGCUGGGACAGGGAGCAGGCCUACCUGGCAGGCCUGGCGGGGCAGUACUGCCUGGAGCGGUACCCGGACAGCUACGAGGCCAUGUCAGAGCCUCCCGUUGCCCGCCUCCUGCACCACGGGCUGCCCCGAGCUUUUGCCCUCCCCGAGGACCCCGGGGCCCAGUCAGACGCAGACGCGAGUGCAGUGCAGCUGAGCGAGCUGCUGCCGCUGCCCGUGCUCAUGAAGCACUCCAUCACGGCCCCGCUGGCUGCCCACGUCUCCCUGGUGAACAAGGCCGCAGUCGACUACUUCUUCGUGGAGCUGCACCUCGGGGCACACUUCGAGGCGCUGCGGCACUUCCUGCUGAUGGAGGACGGGGAGUUUGCGCAGUCCCUCAGCGACCUGCUCUUCGAGAAGCUCGGGGCGGGACAGACGCCUGGGGAGCUCCUCAGCCCGCUGGUGCUCAACUCCGUGCUGAGCAAGGCCCUGCAGUACAGCCUGCACGGCGACACGCCGCACGCCGCCAACCUCUCCUUCGCCCUCAAGUUCCUGCCCGAGACCUUUGCCCCCAAUGCCCCGGACGUGCUGAGUUGCCUGGAGCUCAGGUACAAGGUUGACUGGCCCCUCAACAUCGUGGUCACCGAGGGCUGCUUGAGCAGGUACAGCGGCAUUUUCUCCUUCCUGUUGCAGCUGAAGCUCAUGAUGUGGACACUCAAGGAUGUCUGCUUCCACCUCAAGCGCACAGCACGGGUGAGCCACGCAGCCGGCUCGGUGCAGUUCCGCCAGCUACAGCUGUUCAAGCAUGAGAUGCAGCACUUCGUGAAGGUCAUACAGGGCUACAUCGCCAACCAGAUCCUGCAUGUCACCUGGUGUGAGUUCCAGGCCAGGCUGGCCUCGGUGGGCGACCUAGAGGACAUCCAGCGCGCCCAUGCCGAGUACCUGCACAAGGCUGUGUUCAGGGGCCUGCUGACGGAGAAGGCGGCGCCGGUCAUGAACAUCAUUCACAGCACCUUCAGCCUGGUGCUCAAGUUCCGCAGCCAGCUCAUCGCCCAGCCCUGGCGCGGCCCCGAGCACCCCAACUUCGCCCUCCUGCAGCAGUCCUACAGCACCUUCAAGUACUACUCCCACUUCCUCUUCAAAGUGGUGAGCAAGCUGGUGAACCGCGGCUACCAGCCCCACCUGGAGGACUUCCUGCUGCGCAUCAACUUCAACAGCUACUACCAGGACGCCUGAGGCCUGUGCGGCCCCGGCGGGGGUGCCUGCGCUGCAAUAAAGCUCGGCCGGGCUCAGCUGCUCCAGCCGCGACUGCCGCUCCACGCGCUCCAGCUCCCGCGCCAGGCUCGCCCGCGUGCCGAUGAGCGCCAGAAGCUGCGGGUUCGACUGCGCCAGCAUGAGCAUCAUGGACAGCUGCCUGCGUGGAGCGGGCGCGUGAGGGGCCCCAGGCCACGUCGUCCCCGCCGCUGCCCUGGCCCCAGCCCCACCAGUGGUGAGCCUGGGUCCGACGGAUGCAGCAGACGUGGGACCGCUACCAGCCGUCCGCCCUUGUUCUACCGCAGCCCCCGCAUGUGACGGGGCACACGGACGCCGCAGGCUGACCCGGGCUGGCCCCGGCUCCCUGCCAGCAGCUACCCACCGACUGACAUCCAACCCAGGACCCAGUCCCUCUGGGAGAGGUUCACUGCUGCCAGCUCCUCCCACAGUGAUCACAGGGCUGGACGCUUCUCCACCUCUGGGGGCAGGGCAGCCCCUGACACCCCCUUCCCCAGUUCCCCUGGCUCCAUGCUCAGCAGGUCCUGCCAGCUUCAGCCCCUCCCCGCACUGCUGCACUAAAUGCCUGUUUGCCAUGGGACGGGACACGUUGGUGAUGGAUUUUGAGCUGCACCCUCAGGACGUGACACGAUGGCGCAGAAAGCCUGGUCUGGCUGGAGUCUGCAGGCCCACACCCAGGCUCUUCCUGGGGAGCCUCCCCAGAGCAGAGACCACCGUGCCCCAGCCUGUGCUGCCUGGCCUCCCCAUUCCUGUGUCAGCAUCUCCAUCCUUUCCUCUGACCAGAGGGCCUCAGUGCCACAAAGCCAGGGUCUGACCAUCCCACUCCUGGGAGUGGAGCGGCCGCCUGGGCACUCCGUCUCCAGCGUCCUCCCAAAGGCUUCGUUCUAAAUGUUCCUCCCUUUCCAGAAACAAAUGCUAGGGAAGCAAGACCCCAGUACCCACCGGGGAUCCAUCUGGGGUCGGAAAGCGAGCCUCAGCUCCUCCAGAGAGGCACACUGUGCAGUCAGCGUGGCCAGGAACUCGUCCAGGUCCGGAGACUCCGGCCCGGCUGGGAAGGAGCUCAGCAGGUAGAAGGAGUUUGUGAAGUCAGCACCUGGAACACGCAGCUGCUCAGGGCACCGUCCCAUCACCAGAGGACCAUACGUGUUCAUCCAACACGUGUGUGGUGCCCUGCUCAGCGUCAGGCUGGGGACUCCUGAGCCCUCCCCUCAGUCCUCCCAGCUCAGCCCCCACUCUGAACCUGACGAGUCACUCAGUCUCUCAAGGCCUCCAAGCCUGGUUUCUUCAUCUGUAAGAUGGGUAAAUACAGUGAAGGCACCGAGGCCGGGCCUUGGCCCUCGUCACUGUCGCGGCAGUUAGCACCGCCUGCUUCAGGAGCUGCAGGGUCGAGACGGCACAGGACGUGACACAGACAGACGCUGUGAGGGCCUCAGCAACUUGCUAAAACACUGUCACCAAAACCCCCAAGGAAACAUCCAAAAAACAAACAGACACAAGGGAAAAUGAGAAGGAAACCAGAACGGUAUACUGCAAAAGAUCACCUAAGCACGAGAGCAGUAACAGAGAAAAUAAAGGACAAAAAUGGUGUAAGACAGAAAACAAAGAGCGAAACAGCAUAAGUCCUCCCUUAUCAGUAAUUACUUUAAAAGUAAAUGAAUUAGGGAAUUCCCUGAUCCAGUGGUUAGGACUCUGUGCCUUCACUGCUGAGGGCACGGGUGCAAUCCCUGGUUGGGGAACAAAGAUGCUGCAAACCAAAAAAAAAAAAAAAAAGUAAAUGGAUUAAAGUGUCCAUUCAAAGAGCAGAGACUGGCAGAACGGAUAAAAAAAAAACAAAAAACCAUGAUCCAACUACAGUAAGAUAACUCGCUGUAGACUCAUAAGUCAAAAGCAAAAGGAUGGAAAAAAUAUCCCAUGAUUUGCAUACUGAUAGUAACCUAAAGAGAGCUGGGGUGGCUACGCUGACAUCAGAAAAAUAGACUUUAUGUAAGAACUUGACGAAGAGGAGCAUUAUGUAUUGAUGAGUCAGUUCAGCAAGAAGAUGUAACAAUUACAAACAUGCACCAAACGAGCCCCCAAUACACAAAGCAAAGACUCGCAAAACUGAAGGGGAACAAAACGUUUCAAAUCAACUACACUCCAAUUUAAAAACAAACAAACAAACCUGAAGGGUGGACUCGAGCAGUUCUGUAAGAGUUGGGACGUCACCACCCAACACGUGGACAGAAGGUCAACGAGGAAACAACGUGAACAACAGACACGACACUCCACCCAAGCUCUCAGAUGCACGUUCUCCACAGCAGACCACGUGUUGGGCCAUAAAACCAGUCUUAAUACACUGAAAAGACCCGUGUCUUCUGCAACCACGAUGGCAUGAAGUCACAAAUGGAAGGACGACUGGAAAAUUCACAAGUAAUGUGAAAAUGAAUCAACUACUGGGUCUACAAAGAAAUCACGAGGGAAAUUAGAAAAUACUCAGAGGCAUGAACCAAAAGCAGCAGUGCUCAGAGGGAGGUUUAUGGCUGUAAAUGCGCUAAAAGAGCAGCUUUUCUCUCAUCACCAGAAAAAAAUAAACUUGUAACUGUGUGGU